Lasiosphaeria miniovina is the source of this 1902-nucleotide messenger RNA. RefSeq lists its product as uncharacterized. The transcript has 2 exons. NCBI's taxonomy places the organism in Eukaryota, Fungi, Ascomycota, Sordariomycetes, Sordariales, Lasiosphaeriaceae. The record is from RefSeq and is a predicted model, not a curated record. The coding region runs from base 1 to 1902 and encodes 633 amino acids.
AUGUCACCAUUGCCCACCAUGACCAGGCUCCCCUCCGAGUCGUUCUGGCCCUCAGGCACCAUCGACACCGACAUGCGCCUUCCCUUGCCAGGCCUCGGCAGCAGCGACUCGUCCUCCGUCAUUUCUCCUCUGGCCCUGCCUCGAGGCGCUGCUGGCUACUUCGACCACGUCUCUGUCAACGGAAAUAACCUCUCCCAGCUCGCUGCCGCUGCUCAUAAUCCUUCCAAGAAUGCUGCCCCUGGAGCCUCUCGACGAAGUCAAGUUAAUUCCCCACUCUCGCCGGGCGUCCGCGGUCCGGCUCUGUCCCACGUACCUCAGUUCCUAUCACCACAUCUCUUGCCGGUUGGGAGAGAGGCACAAUACAAUCUUCAGCAACAUCGAUCGACCAGUCUCCCUCCAACUCGUCGCGAGCCCCGCUCCAGUACAGGAAAGCCCAAGACUACCAUCAUCAUAUCCCAGCUAGGGGCACCGGCUGUUCCAGGGUCGCUCCAAGGCUCGACGGAAAACUUGAAACCUGUCAACGGGGCAGUUAACUCGUCCAAUGCUCCCAUGUCAGCCAUCGGCUCGACUUCGGCCGCCCACCCACGCAGAACCUCGACAGAUUCGGCAAGUGCGCCCUCGCAGGUCCAGACGAUCCGUCGUUUGGUUCAACAAAACGGUCGGAUAAGGGAAGCUUGGGAGGCUGAGCGGAAAUACCUGGAAGCGAACAGGGAACGGGCUGAGGAAGUUUACAAGGAAGAGCGAGCUCUCAUGGAGGACGAGAGAGUUGAGUGGGAGACUGAAAAAGUCGGUCUACUGCAAGAGAUCGAACGACUUCAGCACCAGAUCUUGAGCCUUGGCGGUGACCCUCGAUUCGCGAGAGACGGCAGCGUUUCGAACGCCAAGAUCAACUUCGUUUCUUCUCAUAACAUGCGCGGCGGCGCUAUAUGGGAAACAUCGCCUGAAAGCAUGAGAAGCUCGCACUCUUCGCAAGGAAGCGCACAGCGAGAGGGGCGAACCGAGCUGGAGAGGCCGAGCCGGGGCACCCUAGGUCCCCUGUCUUUCAGGCAAACGACGGGAUUCUCAACAGAACCCACCACCAAUGAUAGUCUCACGCCCAUUGUCGACGUCCAGGAAAUCCACCCUGAUCUGGAGGGUAUUCCUAUCAAGUCCAACACUAUUCAGAAGCCUACAUUCAAGGAUACGCCUUCGCGAAGUGAAUCGCAGGCGUCCAGUAGAGCUUCAUCUCCGUCCAACAAGGCGGCCACCACCUCACAAGGGCCUAAGGAGCAAACACUCCAGGUGCUGGCUGCCGAUGAAUCGGACCGACUUACUAUGCACGCAGGCCACACUCCAAGUCACUCUCUCUCGCUUCUGCCCACGAUGUCUUCCUCGGGCGCGGCUACUGCGACUAGCAGUGGUGAUAGCACCCCAACCUUGCACCAGGGAGACGGCGUUGCUGCCGAAGAGCUGCCUGCGGGUGAUGCCAGCUCAGGAGUUCCAUCGCACCCCGCCGAACCUUUUCCAUCUCUGGCAACUGCUCAAAACAAUUUCUCCGAGGACCACCUUGAGCCGAUUUAUGAAGCUAGUGAAGAUCGCGAGCUGAAGGGCCCACUGAUGGUGAGAAAUAUGCCAGCGCACGACGAGAUAUUCUUCCGGAGACUGUCGGACAAACUCGAAGAGGUAAGCAAAGACACCAUGGCAGCUCUGCCUGCUGUGUUGAGGGGUGUCGACUCUGCUUGCGACAAAGUUGAGGAGCCAAAGUCAGAAAAUACGUCCAACGCCAAGUCCGACGCCCAACAGGAGGUCGUUGCCAGCAAGGACCAGAGUAGCCCGAAGAGCGGCGAGGAAGAGGAGCUAGAUAUUCCCCUCAAGAUCAAGCGAAGUUUCAACUUCGGAGCUCCAUUUGGCGAAUUUCGUUAG